Messenger RNA from Glarea lozoyensis ATCC 20868, 3033 nucleotides. RefSeq lists its product as uncharacterized. The record is from RefSeq and is a predicted model, not a curated record. The coding region runs from base 1 to 3033 and encodes 1010 amino acids. NCBI's taxonomy places the organism in Eukaryota, Fungi, Ascomycota, Leotiomycetes, Helotiales, Helotiaceae. The transcript has 3 exons.
AUGGAACCACCAUCUAUUAACCAUGCCCCAUUCCACAACGCCCCAUCAAUGAAGAAUACCUUGAGUACUGUAGGAACGCUGACAAAGGUCUCGGCCAAUUUAUCCCACCGCAAUUCCUUAACAACAACAACUACAACAGCUACACCGCUUCAAACGACCCCGCCUCGAAAGCAUAACGUCCUUACGAAGGAGCCUAAGAACAAUGUACCCAGUCUUGACGGCUCACGCAUUCCACCAAGGGCUGCGGUACCGUAUACAACGGCGGGAGCUGAUGAUUCAGAAACAUAUCCUCAUUGGAUGGCAGGGUUCUGCAUUGAGCCUCGAGGUGAUGCUUUGACAUGCUUUCAAGCUGUGUUUUGCCCUUGCUUUCUCUAUGGCAAAACUCAGUGGCGUAUAAAACGAUUUAGUAGAGGCCAGAAUGGUUUCGACGAUGCCUGGGAAACUUCGGAAGGAUGCAACGGUUAUUGCCUGGGCUGCCUCGGAGUUCGAAUCGUUUUCCCUCUGUUCAGCUUUGUCCCUAUCAUGAUGCUAAGGACCUCGGUGCGUGGUGUGUAUGGUAUUGCAGGGAACAAUGCUGAUGACUGUCUCAUUUCAUUCUUUUGUCAACCAUGCGUUCUGGCUCAAUCUGACCGUGAGGUCAGAGCCCGUGAAGGCAGUCAUGGGUUGAGAACCGACAGAUCAUACAAAAGGUACAAGCGCUCGAUUGACAACCAUCCACCGGGGCUCAACCCGCCCAUGACUUACGCUUCUCCUCCCGCUCAGAUUGACACCAUCCCUGGAAACUCUCAGCGUGGCACUCACGAAAUAGGCUUUCUUUCAGAGCAAUCUCCUGCGAGUGCCAACGUGGUGGUACAGCCUGUCGUUCCCCCAACGAAAGCAGACGGGGGCGGAAAGUCGACAAUCUCAACACUUUCAGGGUUUCUCAAUAAGAUGAGAGGGAAACGCAGGUCCAAACUAAGCUCUGCCCAUCUAUCCGAUGGUGACGAGGAUGGAGAAGAGCUUCUGGGACAUCAAGAACCAAACACUCGUGAGAAGUUACCUCAGUCUUGGACCGCGGGUAGUCACCGCGCCAACAAUACAGAGCAAGAAGAAAAACAACCAGUGUCUGAUGACAAACUUCAAAACCGUGAGGUUGUCAUCGUGGAGACUUCCAAUGGUCAGCAUAUGCUCAAGUGUCGUAAUCACCAAAAGAGUACCUCGGGAUCCUAUCAACGGGUAGAGCAACAAUCUUGGCUCGAAACACAAACGUCGGCUGAUCUCGCUAGCGAUUCAGGAGCUCGAUCAGUUGCUGAUCAUACACUACAGCACAGGCUCUCUCAAUGUGAGUCGGUUGACUCUAGCGAGACAGUCCAACAGCAUCCACUCAAUGACUGCAGACCCUUCACCUUAGCUACUUCACAGACAACAAGUAUAGCUCAACAUGACCGGCCCAACUCGUCCUCUAAGACUACUACAAAUAUCCACGGCCCAGGAGAGAAGCAGGCACUGUUGGUCUGUGAAAAUUCCAACGUAACAGAGCUUCAGCAGAAGAUUUCCAAGUUCCGUCAAACACAUACUCUGACUGUUUGCGAGGAUAUCUCCAAACCUACGAUAGACGAAUCAACCACCACAGAAGCUGGCAAUACAACUUCGGCGCAGCCGAACGUCACAGAAACGCAUGGAGGAAAUGAUCAACACAAUCUGAGCGACUGUGUUAGCAUCGGACCAGCUUUGGAAGUUAGCCACACCCUUGCAAUUUACGAAGAAUCGAACUUGUCUGCCGCUCAACAACAAAAUGUCUCAAGCUGUCAUGAACUUAUUCAAUGUAGCUCAGCAAUUUCCCAACAGAACAAAUCUGAACAGCACGAUCUGGCCGGCUGCGUUGAUAUUGUGACACAAAAGCCAGCCAAUGACCACACACUUGAAACAUGUGAGCGGAAAAACCAGCUCCAGCAUCUAAAAAUUGCUUCGCAUCACAGUAUUGAAGAGUGCACUUCAGGGACCAGUUUUGACAUAGUGGCACAGCACGAAAUGGCAGAAUGCGAUGUUGACACUGACUUAUCGUCUCCUAAACGACAUACUCUGAUAGAAUGUGAGAGCGAUAAUCAGACUUCCAGAUCCAUACAGCCAGUUUCUCAUGUGCUCACAGGUUGCGAGUCAAAAGAUACUGUCGUUAUCACAUCACAGCAUGGUCUCAAAGACUGCAAGUUCGAAAGUGGAAUAUCUACCCCAGUCGGUCAUUCUCUGCUGAGCUGCGAAGGGAAAAAUCAAAAACAAAUUAAGGAGGCUCAAAGUCUCACUGAGAUGAACCUAUUGAUCGGAGACAUAACCGAGAAAAGCGGAUUUGGACAAAAUAUGUCCGAAGGUUCCAAUGACCCUGUGGGGUUCAAGGCACGUGCUAUGGGUGUUCUGAAUGACAUAGUACCUACUAGCGGUAAGAAUAAUAAGGGAAGACCACCCAUUAACCGCCUGUCGAGCUGUCCAAAUCCUAGCUCAGACUUUAGCCCUCCUGCUGAGGGUGUGACCUCGAACCAUCAGGCAGAAAACGCACAAUUAACUAAUAGAGGCGAAGAAACAAUAUCUUUCGAUCAUCAGAACAAAGUACGAUACGGCAACGGCAAGUCCUUGUCGUUUGAACAGCAAGAAAGCACUGGUAGCGGGUCCAUCAAAUUCAAGACUGGAACACGGCGCGAAAUGAAGAGAAUUCGUUCAGAAGAAGUCUUGAAAGACAAAGCAGAGCAGAAGUCUAAGAAAUCAGAGCUUGCUCGAAAGAUGGUUGAGAGCUUGGAGGAAGAAGAAUUCAUAAACCAGAUUUCUUUGGCUCAAAAUACGCCCGAAAGACCUAAUACUGUUGGUCCGGGUCACAUCAAGAGCCCAACACGAGCGAAGUUGGGAAUGCGCCGGACGAAGAGUGAUUAUGGUCAGACGGCAUUAAGCGACGAUGAGGAAGAGGAGGAGAUGUCGGGUGUCCUUGUUGCUCAUGACAAUAAGCCAAAUCCAGGCAGCGGGUUAACUUCAUUCUUUGCCAAGUUGACUGGAAAGGGGUCUGCUUAG